GACUGGGGGGCCGUGUGAGGGAGCAGCGGGGCCGAGGUGCGCUGUGAGGGAGCCGUGUGAGCCGCGGGACGGGGCAAGCCGAGCCGAGCGCCGCACGAGACCUGCCCAUGGCCGAGAGUUUUCAGAAGAAAGCGGCUGACUGCCCUGACACGAUACUGAGGAAGGGGCUGAACAACAGAUACCGUGUGCUGGAAGUCAGCGUGAUACAGAGAAAUGGAAGUGACCCUGAGAAACACUUGAGAAUUACAGCAUCUCACUCACUAGAAGAUACAGAGCUGUGCAUUCUUAGGAAUGGCUGGGAGUCUGUUCCUGUUGUUCCAGGGGACAUCCUUCAUUUGGAAGGGGAAUGUAGCUCCGGCACGUGGGUCAUCAGUGACCAGUGUGGGUACCUGGUUCUGUACCCAGACCUGCUGCUCUCUGGCACUACGGUAUCAAACAGCAUCCGCUGUAUGAGAAGGGCAGUGCUGAGCGAACGGUUCAGGGGCUCAGAGUCUGGUUCGCGCCAAAUGCUCGUUGGUACAAUUCUUCAUGACAUUUUCCAGCAAUCAGUAACAAAUGACUUGACACAAGAAAAAGUACUAGAACUAGCAAAUAAAAUUGUCUAUGGACAAAAGUAUCUCAAAGAAAUGUAUCACUUAAAUCUGAAACAAGCAGAAAUAAUGCAGGAGGUGGAAGAAUAUUUGCCAUCAUUUUUUAAAUGGGCAGAAGACUUCAUGCACAAUCCAGUGAACCAAAAUGAAAUGCAACUAAAACUGUCAAAUGGUGAAAAACCAGAAGUUGUAUCUUCUAAGAUAGAGAUUGUAGAUAUCUUGGACAUCGAAGAGAAUAUCUGGUCUCCCAGGUUUGGGUUGAAGGGAAAGAUUGAUGUUACAGCCAGGGUGAAAAUCCAUUGCCAGUCUGGAGUACAGUCUCGGAUAAUGCCAUUGGAGCUCAAGUCUGGCAAGGAAUCUAACUCCAUAGAGCACAGAAGUCAGGUUAUUCUGUACACACUGAUGAAUUUAGAGCGGAGAGCAGAUCCUGAAGCUGGAUUUCUUCUUUACCUCAAAACUGGUACAAUGUAUCCUGUUUCUGGAGCCCGCCUGGACCGAAGAGAAUUAAUGAAGUUGAGAAACCACGUGGCCUUCUACUUAGCGCACAGUACCUACAAAUCUGCCGUGGGCAGGCAGCAUUCACAGCUUGCUGCUUUGCCUCCCGUGAUUGAUGACAGUCAAGCCUGUAAAUAUUGCUCCCAAAUGCACAAUUGCUUCCUAUACAGCAGAGCUGUGGAGCAGAAGAUGGCCAGUGAGUCCUUUCCUCCUGCUCUGGCAGCUGUUAUUGACAGAGAGACCCAGCACCUGAAACCCUCCCACCUGGAGUAUUUCAGCCUGUGGUACCUGAUGUUAACCCUGGAGCUGCAAAGUGGGGAGGGUAAAAAGGGAUAUAAAAAUAUAUGGAUGACACCUUCUUUGGAAAGAGAGAAGGCUGGAGAUUGUGUUGGGAACUUGAUCAGAGUGGAUGAAGUACGUGAAAUUUCCGAGGGACAGUACCUCCAUUUUUUUCAACGCAGAAAUGGUGCCAUACCUGCAACAAACCUGUUGGUUGGUGAUCGAGUGGUUGCGAGUGGAGAGGAAAAGGGUUUACUUGGUUUGGCUACUGGCUAUGUUAGAGAAGUCACUGGAACAAAAGUCUCCUGUUUGUUGGGCAGGAAUUUGUCAAAGCUCCCCAAGAACACCGUAUUUAGGUUGGAUCAUGAAGAGGGAGAUUUUGGUGUAGGAGUCCCUUUUGAAAAUCUUUCUAAACUGAUGAAAGAUUCUCCGAUCAGUGAAAGGCUCCGCAACUUGAUAAUUGACUUCCAGAAACCACGUUUCAUUCAGCACUUGAGCUCUGUCCUUCCUCCAGAAGCAAAGGAAACUGUUGCAAAUAUUUUAAAGGGUCUAAAUAAGCCCCAGAAACAGGCAAUGAAACAAGUGCUACUUUCUAAAGACUACACACUUAUUGUGGGUAUGCCUGGAACAGGAAAAACAACUACAAUAUGUGCUCUAGUGAGAAUUCUUUCUGCUUGUGGCUUCAGUGUUCUUCUGACUAGUUUUACACACACGGCUGUGGACAACAUCCUGCUCAAGUUGGCCAAAUUCAAAGUUGGUUUCCUGCGCUUAGGGCGAGCUCAGAAGGUCCAUCCAGAUAUUCAGAAAUAUACAGAAGAAGAAAUUUGCAGGUCCAAAUCAAUUAAAUCUGUAACAGACUUGGAAGAAGUCUAUAAUAGUCAGCCAGUGGUGGCAACGUCUUGCAUGGGAGUAAAUCACCCUAUCUUUGUUCAGAAGCAAUUUGAUUUCUGCAUAGUUGAUGAAGCUUCCCAAAUAAGCCAGCUCAUCUGCCUGGGCCCACUGUUCUGCUCCAAAAGGUUUGUGCUGGUGGGGGAUCAUCAGCAGCUGCCUCCACUUGUGCUGAAUGCAGAAGCAAGAGAUCUUGGCAUGAGUGAAAGCUUAUUUAAAAGGCUGGAACAAAACCAAAAUGCUGUUGUCCAAUUAACUGUGCAAUACAGAAUGAAUAGUAAGAUUAUGUCACUGAGUAACAUGUUAGUGUAUGAAGGCAAACUGGAAUGUGGCUCAGAGAAGGUGUCAAAUGCCACUGUUAACUUGCCCAACCUAAAAAAAUUGAAACUGGACCUUGUGGAUGCUUCAAAAAUGUGGCUGAAAGAAGUACUUGAUCCAGACACCCCUGUGUGUUUUCUGAACACAGAGAAGGUCCCAGCACCAGAACAUGCAGAAAGAGGUGGCAUAAGUAACGUGACAGAAGCUAAAAUAGUGCUCUUUCUCACAUCCUUGUUUAUUAAGGCUGGCUGCAAGCCUUCAGACAUUGGCAUCAUAUCACCCUACAGACACCAAUUAAAAACAAUCACUGAUUUGAUGGCAAAACUGAAGGAGAACAGAGUGGAAGUCAACACGGUCGACAAAUACCAAGGAAGAGACAAAAGUAUCAUAAUCGUGUCUUUUGUUAGGAACAGUAAUGAUGAAAAUCUCGGCAACCUCCUGAAGGACUGGCGGCGCCUGAAUGUUGCCAUCACGAGAGCCAAGCACAAGCUGGUCAUGGUGGGCUGUGUUCCAUCCCUGAGCUGCUAUCCUCCCCUGGAGAAGCUCCUCUGCCACCUGCAGUCCCACGCAAUGAUCUUCAAUCUUCCAGCCGGGGCUCAUGAAAGUAUCCACAAGUGUAACAUCUUAUGAGCAUGAAGAUGGGAAGUUUUACAGGCAUUUUAGCAGGAGCUCUACGAAGAGGAACCUUGUCCAUUCUGUCAGACUAAGAUGACUGUAAAAAGCU
Messenger RNA from Neopelma chrysocephalum (saffron-crested tyrant-manakin), 3294 nucleotides. It is a transcript of the gene DNA2, whose product is annotated as DNA replication helicase/nuclease 2. NCBI's taxonomy places the organism in Eukaryota, Metazoa, Chordata, Aves, Passeriformes, Pipridae. The transcript is spliced from 22 exons. Bases 108 to 3200 code for a protein of 1030 amino acids. Gene Ontology annotation, cellular component: cytoplasm. Gene Ontology annotation, molecular function: single-stranded DNA helicase activity; 5'-flap endonuclease activity. The record is from RefSeq and is a predicted model, not a curated record. Gene Ontology annotation, biological process: replication fork reversal.